Hydra vulgaris (swiftwater hydra) is the source of this 661-nucleotide messenger RNA. RefSeq lists its product as uncharacterized. Gene Ontology annotation, cellular component: membrane. NCBI's taxonomy places the organism in Eukaryota, Metazoa, Cnidaria, Hydrozoa, Anthoathecata, Hydridae. The record is from RefSeq and is a predicted model, not a curated record.
CUUUUUAUAAUAGUGCAAAAAAAAAAAAAAUACUGCAAAUAUAUUGCAAAAUAAUUUAAAUAACGGAAAAAAUAACUUUAGGAGGUCGUGAGUUGCUAAUUGGAAGUAAAGAAAAUUAUUUUAGGGAAAAUGAUUGUUAAAAUUCAUUUUGGGUUGGUAGUUGCUUCAUCAAUUUUUGGUAUAUUAUCUACUGCUGGGACCAAAUGGGAAUCAAUAAAUGGCGUUCAUCUUGGUUUGUGGAAUGUAUGCGUGCAUUCAGAAAAACAAUCGUACUGCAGUGAUAGAGAAACGAGCGCUGCGUUGGUAGUGACUCAGAUCCUCAUGAUUUUGGGAUGUUUAGGAUAUUUAACUUCAUUCAUUUACUUUGGAUUUAUUCAUUUAAAAAUUAAAACAUUAGGACAUAAGCAUAUUGGUAUACUAAUUAUACUUUCAGCAAUUCUGUCAAUGUCUGGGCUCGUUGUAUAUUCAAGGUAUCUGAAAAUAACAAAUCUUACGUCAUACAAUUGGUCCUUUGCGUUUGGAUGUGUAUCGAUUGUUAUUGCUCUAAUAAAUGGAGUAACACUCACUGCUAAUUACAUAACUUAAUUGCAACUGACACAAAAUAGAGAGUUAACAUGUAAAAAUUAUUUUUUUAAAUCAUAAAUAUUAAUAAAACUUUAAA